UUUCUUGUCUUUUCCAGGACCGCUAUAUGAUCCUUGGCCAAAAUGGUUUCUUUGUUAAUGCGUCUGAUUCACUGGCAAUUAUUGCUGCCAAUCUGUCUUGCAUUCCAUACUUCUGUCAGAUGGGUGUCCGAGGAUUUGGUAGAAGCAUGCCCACCAGUACAGCCCUGGACAAAGUGGCAAAAGUCAUGAAGGUUCCUGUGUAUGAAACACCAACAGGAUGGAGAUAUUUUUCCAAUCUCAUGGAUUCUGGACGUUGCUCACUCUGUGGGGAGGAAAGCUUUGGCACUGGGUCUGAUCACCUUCGAGAGAAAGACGGACUAUGGGCUGUUCUAGUUUGGCUUUCAAUCCUAGCAGCUCGAAAGCAGAGCGUAGAAGAAAUUGUCAGGGAUCACUGGGCAAAGUUUGGUCGACACUACUACUGCAGGUUUGAUUAUGAAGCAUUGGAACCCAGAACAGCGUAUUUCAUAAUGAGAGACCUGGAAGCUUUGAUCACUGACAAGUCAUUCAGCCACCAGCAGUUUGCUGUGGGCAGCAGUAUCUACAGUGUGGAAAGAACAGACAGCUUUGAGUACAUAGAUCCUGUGGAUGGCACUGUGACCAAAAGACAGGGGCUGCGGAUUGUUUUUUCAGAUGCUUCCAGGCUCAUCUUUAGAAUGAGCGCUUCUAGCCAUGUGAGAGCUACUCUCCGGAUCUAUGCAGAGAGUUAUGAGAAGGAUCCUAGCCAACACAAUAAGGAACCACAGGCUGUGCUGAGUCCUCUUAUAGCGAUCGCACUGAAAAUAUCUCAGAUCCAUGAGAGGACGGGGAGAAAGGGACCCACUGUCAUCACCUGAAGCUGUGGAGGAUUGUUAAAACAGAGGCAAAAGAGAAACAGCAAGGAAGAGACAGGACUUUGCUGAAACAUGUUAGCUGUUGGUGCCUUAUGUGGUUUAAAAACUUUUCUUGGGGAUAGAGGGAGGUGGAAUGAAAAAUUCAAUGUCAUGUCAAGCAUAUUCAGUUACAUUGAUCUCCAAAGACAGUAGUGUAUUGACUUCUUUGUUUUACCUGUAAUAUCUUUAUUUCAGAUAACAAUAUAAUCACAGAAAAAGUCCUUAACUCCUAAAUGUUGCCAGCGAUGUGACAGAAAAGGCAAACUGCUUAUUUUUGAAUACUAUGAUAAUAGUUGAGAAAUUUCGGUUAUGGAGAGAGGGGAAGAAGCUGCAAAGCAAAGACAUGUUUGGGAUCCUUGUAUCCUUAUUGUUGGUUUACAGAGACAUAUGCAGAACAUGUCUGGGGCCUAAGGGCUCUGUGCUAAGCUUUGUGAAGCGUGCAUUUUCUCAUCUGACAUCACUUCCCCAAUCUCUCAUGUUGCUCACAAAUACAUGCUGGCAGCAGUGUUGUAUACACACUUGCACAUGCUCUCAAAGAAAGUGUCAUCCCAUAUUUUUUUAACCCUGCUUUUAAAGCAUAUCAGUCCUGCUUGUGCCUUUGCGUUUUCUUGAUUUUUGACUUUUGAGGCAGUUGUGCUGUAGAAGCUGAUUGUGUCCUUGCAGCAGUAUGUUGGGUAUAGAAUCUUGGCUAUCUUUUGUGAUAUUCCUUAUGCCAGAAGAUGAAGCUGGUGCUUCUUAUGUUUGAAAGACAAUUGCUUCAAGUUCAGCAAUUUUACAGAAAGAAGUUAUGAUGGAAAUUCUUAAAGUCUUUGCAAUAGUCAUGUUCCACUUAGCACAAAAUGGCUAGUGAGGUGUGUAGUGAAGAGGAAAUGUAAACAAACACAAAUAACUUGUAUCGUUCAGCAGCUGGACUCAGCUUUUGUUAGUUCUUUUCUUACAGUGGAUCAUGAAGUAAAAAGUUAGGGAGUGCCAAGAGUGAAGAGGUGACCUGUUAUGAAUCUGAGAAGGACAUCUGGGGAUAUAGACAUCAGCAUUUUUCUGCUUGUGAAAUGAUACUGCAGUUCUAGCUACACGCAAAGACUUUAUGCAUGUGACUUGUUUGAAAGCUUUGCUUCCUUGGGAACAGUGUGGUCACUUGUAUGAUUUCUUAAGGUGGCUUUGUUCCACCUGUCUUUCCGCAGUGUGUUUCAUUUCAUUGUGGCUGUCAAAUCUAAUGCAAUUUAUAUAACAUUGCAGCAAAAGAAACUGGUUUUGAUUUCUUUCAACACUUCUGUCAAACAAAUUCUAUGACACUAAGUACACAGUAAAGAGAAAUGCUAUAUUUCUGUCUUGUUGGCAAGACACACUGCACUUUCAAGCUUCCUAAUAAAACUGCUUUUCAUACAGUUA
Molecule: messenger RNA, 2258 nt
Organism: Centrocercus urophasianus (Greater sage-grouse)
Lineage: Eukaryota; Metazoa; Chordata; Aves; Galliformes; Phasianidae
Product: phosphoglucomutase-like protein 5
Exons: 6
Coding region: 27-833 (268 amino acids)
Biological process (GO): striated muscle tissue development; carbohydrate metabolic process; myofibril assembly
Cellular component (GO): cell-substrate junction; sarcolemma; cytosol
Molecular function (GO): phosphoglucomutase activity
Source: RefSeq, a predicted model, not a curated record